Molecule: messenger RNA, 2073 nt
Organism: Lathyrus sativus (Indian pea)
Lineage: Eukaryota; Viridiplantae; Streptophyta; Magnoliopsida; Fabales; Fabaceae
Source: the annotation of a GenBank genome assembly
AUGUUAGAUUUGGGAAUUUUCAUUUUGAGGUUCAUUACGAGCCCUGAUGCUUCUAUUGCUUCUAUUUUUGGAUGGCUGAUCACUGGAUCGUUUGGACUUGUGGCCGUGAUAUAUGCUGUUCUCAAGUGGCAGCGAAGGGCGUCUUUGAAUUGGAUUAAAGCUGCAGCUAGGGAAAAGAAGAAAGUUUGGAAGAAAUUUAAAGUACCGCUAUCGGAACAUUUGUGGGUUGAGGAUUUUACUUAUGGCGAACAGCCAUCCACUUGUUGUUUCUGCUUGACUUCUUUAUGGCCUUCUCAAAAUUUAGGUGCAACAGCCACACCGCAUACUCCUCUCCAUCGUUGCUCGGUUUGUGGCGUUGCAGCUCAUUUUCUUUGUUCUCCAUUUGCUGCGAAGGAUUGUAAGUGUGUGGCUCAGGCUGGUUUUAGUCAUAUUAGACACCAUUGGUCAGAAAGAUGGGUUAAUAUAGAUGAUCAUCAUGAGAUGUCUACCUUCUGCUUUUACUGUGACGAAGCGUGUGGUGUCCCGUUUGUUAAAUCUUCUCCUACAUGGCACUGCCGUUGGUGUCAACGCCUCAUUCAUGUGAAGUGUCAUAACAAAUUGACUAGAGAUUCUGGUGAUUUUUGUGAUUUGGGUUCUUUGAGGCCAAUUGUCCUCUCCCCUCUUUGUGUCAAAGAAGUUGAUGAAGAUCAAAAGGAAGGGAAGUUAAGUUCUAUUAUAACCUCUUCCGUUCGCGGUCAGAUUAGAAAGCGGCGUAACCAUAAUAAAAAUGGAGGUGGUUGCCAUGCUAAUGGUAAGUCACGAGGUUCCUCUGUUGCUGAUGCAUCAUUAUUAGAGUAUGUGUUUAAUGGUUUCCACCGGAAAAAGGACAAAGAUGGGAAGCUCUUUGAUUCCACAAAUACACCUGGCCCAAUCAAGAAAUACACAUUGGUUGAUUUGCCAAAUGAUGCAAGGCCACUUUUGGUCUUUAUCAAUACCAGAAGUGGUGGGCAGCUUGGGCCUUCUCUUCACAGAAGAUUGAAUAUGCUACUAAAUCCUGUUCAGAUCUUUGUAUUGAGUGUUUCUCAAGGUCCUGAGGUAGGUCUUGAAUUGUUCAAAAGUGUACCAUAUUUUAGAGUGUUGGUAUGUGGUGGGGAUGGCACUGUUGCGUGGGUCCUUGACGCUAUAGAAAAGUACAAUUUUGAGUCACCUCCACCCGUUGCAAUUAUUCCCCUAGGCACAGGAAAUGAUUUAUCCAGAGUACUUAAUUGGGGAAGAGGCUUCUCUGCACUUGAUGGACAGGGUGGGUUGACCAUGCUUUUGCAUGACAUUAGCAAUGCAGCAGUUACUAUGCUAGAUCGUUGGGAAGUUAAACUUGCAGAAGAAAUCUCCAAAGGAAAACCUCAUAGAGUUAAAACUAAAUCCAUGAUGAACUACCUAGGCAUUGGGUGUGAUGCAAAGGUUGCAUAUGAAUUUCAUGUUACUCGAGAGAUAAAUCCCGAAAAGUUUAGUAGUCAGUUUUUGAAUAAAUUACGAUAUGCAAAAGAAGGAGCAAGAGACAUCAUGGACAGAACUUGUGCUGACUUGCCAUGGCAAGUAUGGCUUGAAGUUGACGGGCAAGACAUUGAGAUUCCCAAGGAUUCAGAGGGCUUAAUUGUGCUAAACAUUGGGAGCUACAUGGGUGGAGUAGAUCUUUGGCAAAAUGACUAUGAGCAUGAUGACGAUGAUUUUAGUCUUCAAUCCAUUCAUGACAAAAUGCUUGAAGUAGUGUGUGUUUGUGGAGCAUGGCACCUGGGAAAACUUCAGGUUGGACUUUCGCAAGCAAGAAGGCUAGCUCAAGGUAAAGUCAUCAAGAUACACUCUUCCAGUCCUUUCCCAGUUCAAAUCGACGGAGAACCAUUUAUCCUACAACCAGGCUACAUAGAAUUAACUCAUCGUGGGCAGGUAUUUAUGAUGAGGAGGACUUCUGAAGACGAGCCUAAAGGGCAAGCAGCUGCUAUAAUGACAGAUGUAUUACUCGAAGCCGAGUCUAAGGGCAUCAUUAAUACAUCUCAGAGAAAAGUUCUUCUCAAGGACAUAGCCAUCAAUCUUUCUUAA